Molecule: messenger RNA, 1323 nt
Organism: Oncorhynchus nerka (sockeye salmon)
Lineage: Eukaryota; Metazoa; Chordata; Actinopteri; Salmoniformes; Salmonidae
Gene: setd9
Product: SET domain containing 9
Exons: 7
Coding region: 63-944 (293 amino acids)
Molecular function (GO): protein binding
Source: RefSeq, a predicted model, not a curated record
UUUUCCACCAGCUACUUGAUUUACGGUGGAGAACCCAACAUGUCAGCCUCCAUGUCCAGAUUAUGUUCAGAAUUGUAAUGAAAAGAAUUCUAGACAAUUGGAAGUCCUACAGGCACAGAUUCGUUCCGUGGAUUGCAUUGAAUCUUCGUAAAAAUGAGAGAACUAUUCGCCAGGUCACAGAGCGCUCAAAAGACAGGCUGGUCUCGGAUGAUGUGGUGUCAGAAACACUACUAUGCCUUUUUAGGGCACUGCUCAGAAAUGACGUUGCACACCAGGGAGAGGUGUUACGUCUGCUUCCCGCCUCGACUCAAACCCGCUACCUCAGCCCAGAGACCACUGAGGGACCAGACAUAGGAGAACCAAAAGGAGAGCAUAAGCCCAUCGAGACGAUGUUACUCACGGUUGGGUUCUGUAUUGAGCGAAAGCCUAGUUCCUUGCCGUUCGCUGGAACAGGAGUCUUUGUUACCAGGGGCUUUGUGCAUAAAGGAACUACAGUGGCCAUGUACCCAGGUACCAUCUAUCAGGCAUAUGAGCCCAUUCUCUUCCAGUCCAUUCGGAACCCUUUUGUAUUCAGAUGCAUAGAUCAUGUUUUGAUUGAUGGCAAUGACAAAGGCAUCUCUAAAAUAGUGUACAGGUCGUGCAGUGGAAGAGACAGGCUUGGUCCUUUCAGUUUGAGUGACAUCACUUGGUUGACAGCCAAUACAAAAAACCCGCUAGCAGUGGGUCAAUAUGUGAACAACUGCUCAAAUGAGAGGGCUGCAAAUGUGUGCUAUCAGGAGUAUGAUGUGCCUGAAGCAUUUCCUCUAGAACUUCGCCAGUACCUUCCCAAUGUGAACUACAGACAUGACACGCAAAGGCCUUUACGAUGUGUGGUCCUUGUAGCAUUAAGAGACAUCUGUCCAGGGGAGGAACUCUUUUCUAACUACUUCACUAUCGUGCAUUAGGUCACAUUUUAAAACCGGUACUACUCGAACUUGUUCAAGAAGAAACACUUGGCUACAGUGUGCCUUAGUGCACACAACCCAGGUCUAAGAUUUUUGAACACGUAAGAUUAUGAAAAGUACUUAUUCAACUAGUGAAGUGAAAGCCCCUCUGAAGAACUGUGGCCAGAUGAUUCUGUGUAGCCUAUGAGGGAAGGACAAUGAAAGAGACUGAAGCAAGAAUGGAGAACAUGAAACUGAGAAGACCAUAUUCAUAAGAACAUUUUCCUUUAUUUCUGCAUCUGUACACAUGAUUUGUCUGGAACAAAAUAUAAAAUAUUCAAUGAAAGAGUAUAUACAGUUUUAUGAACAAUAAACUUUACUUUUGAAUGAUGAGAUUAAA